Leptopilina boulardi is the source of this 1506-nucleotide messenger RNA. It is a transcript of the gene PIG-B, whose product is annotated as GPI mannosyltransferase 3. The transcript has a single exon. Gene Ontology annotation, cellular component: endoplasmic reticulum membrane. NCBI's taxonomy places the organism in Eukaryota, Metazoa, Arthropoda, Insecta, Hymenoptera, Figitidae. The record is from RefSeq and is a predicted model, not a curated record. Gene Ontology annotation, biological process: GPI anchor biosynthetic process. Gene Ontology annotation, molecular function: alpha-1,2-mannosyltransferase activity. The annotation marks the transcript as partial.
AGUGCAUUAUUUUUUCUAAUUAUUUGGAGAUUAUGUUCAGUUUUCAUUGUACAAACUUUUCAUGUUCCUGACGAAUAUUGGCAAUCUGUUGAAGUAGCUCAUAAACUUACCUUUAAUUAUGGUUAUCUAACAUGGGAGUGGACUGCAAAAAUUCGUAGCUACAUUUAUCCAUUUUUAAUAUCAAUUUUAUAUCACAUUCUUCGUUUACUGCAUAUCGAUCAUGUGACUCUUUUGAUUUAUUUACCGAGAAUUUUUCAAGCACUUCUCUCAGCUUAUUCUGAUUAUAGAUUUUACAUUUGGUCCAAAAGUAAAUGGAGUCUCUUUAGUCUUUCAAUAAAUUGGUAUUGGUAUUAUUGUUCGUCUCGAACAUUAAUAAACAGUUUUGAAACAUCAUUAACAACUAUUGCACUUUCAAUUUUUCCAUGGAGAAAUCGAGAGAAUAAUUUCUUCUUUCUGUGGAUUAUUGGUUUUUUAUUUACAAUUAGACCUACUUCUGCAAUUAUUUGGCUUCCCUUGUGUAUCUAUCAUUUUUGCACAAGAUCUAAGGACAUGUUUUUAUUAAUUAAAAAUUAUCUUCUAAUUGGAAUAACAUGCCUUUCAAUUUCCAUUCUUAUUGAUUCUUUAUGUUAUGAAAAAUUCGUGAUAACAUCUUGGGAAUUUUUCAAAAUUAACGUUAUGAACAAUAUUUCAGAGUCUUAUGGAAUUGAAAAUCCCUUUUGGUAUUUUUUAUCAGGCUUUCCAGUUAUUUUGGGUAUGGAAUAUUUCACAUUUUUCCAAUCAAUUUUGCGAAUUUUUCAACAUUGGCGACAAUUACAUCAAGAGACAAUUUUACUUAUCACUAUUUUUUGGACAAUUUUUGUAUACUCAUGUCUUGCACAUAAAGAAUUUCGUUUUAUUUUACCUCUUCUUCCAAUGGUGAUUUAUAUUAAUAAUUCAAGACAGUAUGAGAUAAAAAGAAUUUCUGAAUUUAAAAGGAAAUUUUUUGUUGGUUUAUUUAUUUUGAGUAAUUUAAUUCCAGGCCUCUAUUUCUCUCUGAUUCAUCAAAGAGGUUCAUUGAAUGCAUUGCAAUUUAUUCGUAAUGAUUUGUCAAGUGAAAAAAAUGAUAUUCUCUUUUUGACUCCAUGUCAUGCGACACCACUCUAUAGUCAUUUGCAUAAAAAUAUUUCAUUACGAUUUUUAAAAUGUGAACCAAAUUUGGAUAAUAAAAUUGGAUAUAUUGAGGAAGCUCAACAAUUUUUUGCUAAUCCUCAACUUUGGAUUGAUGAAAAUUAUGGGGAAAAAAUUGAUCUUCCCACUUAUAUUGUUGUUUAUGAUAAUUUUCAAGAGAGCCUCAAAUCUUUUUUAACAAAAUUUCAAGAAAUUUACAGAACUUUUGAUUGUCAUUUUCCACAACCUAAAUAUGGAAAUUAUUUAAUUGUUUAUAAAAAAAAUCAUCCAGGUUGAGUUUAUUAACUUUCUUAUUGAGAUGAUUGAAGAAAUUAAAGUCAAGUUUAUUUUUCCAGGUAC